Acipenser ruthenus (sterlet) is the source of this 1415-nucleotide messenger RNA. RefSeq lists its product as uncharacterized. The transcript is spliced from 4 exons. Gene Ontology annotation, biological process: protein ubiquitination. The coding region runs from base 141 to 602 and encodes 153 amino acids. The record is from RefSeq and is a predicted model, not a curated record. Lineage: Eukaryota; Metazoa; Chordata; Actinopteri; Acipenseriformes; Acipenseridae. Gene Ontology annotation, molecular function: ubiquitin protein ligase activity.
UGCCUGCCUGCCUGCCUGCCUGCCUGUCCUGGAGGACACCAAAGAGACACUUUUGGAAGCUGUCAGGAUUUAUUGGCUGAAACUGAACUCUGAUUCUGAGGAAAGACCUGUCAUCUGCCCGAACCCGGAUCCAGUUAGCAAUGGUGCCAUCUGAGGAGAUGGAGUGCGGGGUGUGCUACCUGCCCUACUCCCGCUGCGGCCGUGAGCCCCACCUGUUGCACUGCGGCCACACGUUCUGCAUGGCGUGCCUGGAUUGCGUGGCACGGGAGAGGGGAGGCAUGCUCACACUCUGCUGCCCGCUGUGUCGGCAAAUAACCAGUGUGGGACGAGGGCUCAGACUGCAGGAGGCACUGUGGGUGGACACUACAGUGUGGAGCCGGAUACCAGAGAGCGAGGAGGAGGAGGAGGAAGAGGAAGAGGAGGACCAGAUCAAAGUGCUCACUGAGGGGCAGCCUGAAUGCUCAGCCCCACUUCGCUUGAGGCCAAAGCUCAAGAUCCCGUCGUUCCUGAAGAAACUCAAUUUCCUGAGGUACAGGAGGAGCACCGAAGAAAGAUGUAACAUUGAAAUGAAAGCCUGGCGCAGGAGGUCCAGUGAAACAUGAGAGGGAUUGCCUGUACCUCUGUCCCCACAUAGAGAGACAAGAACAGGGGGGGAGUCACAGGACUGAAACCAGACAAGACAAGACCGUGGGCAAACAGCUGCACAGCCAUCCACGGAACCACUGCUCAGGAAAACAACGAGUUGAAGUCACCCCAGUUCAGAUAUACCUGAUUACCACAGUGAUGAGACCUCUCGUUGCAGUACAAACACAGUUAUACAGGGCGAGUCAUACUUCACUCGAGGGUACGUGGAGGAAGAUAUGCAAAAAACAACGUCUACGGUAUAGACUCUCUGUGACACAAUCCCCAGAGGGUUGCUCAAUAAUGUCAACAUGUAUGUAGAAUUGAAAACAAUGGAAAACAACAAUGUUGCGACUAAAAACUGACAGCUAUCCUGCCUAAGACCUCCUCACAAGAAACUGGAAACAGAAGAAGAGUAAGACCAAGAGACAGAAUUGCAGAGCAGUUUUAAUGACAAAAAAGGUCUAUACAAAUCAUAUAUUUCCCUAGCAGGUAAUAUUUCUUAAUAAAAAGACACAGGCCAUUCAUUUUUGAUUCAUUGAAAGUUUCAGAAACCCAUACCAUUAAGACCUGACACAGUGAAAGUGUCUCAGACCCCUCACCUGUUAAUCAUUAUCUUGUAGUGACAUCUGUCUUUCUGUGAAUUACACUCAGCCACUUCCACCCUUUCCAGGGAUUAUCAGAUUUCAACAUGAUAUUUAAUUGGUAACCCAUUUUAUUUAUUAUUUGCUUUGUACACUUUUAAUAGCUUUUUUGUAUUUAAUUUUUAAUAAAGAAAAUCCUUCAGCUUUGAA